Arachis duranensis is the source of this 654-nucleotide messenger RNA. RefSeq lists its product as uncharacterized. The record is from RefSeq and is a predicted model, not a curated record. Lineage: Eukaryota; Viridiplantae; Streptophyta; Magnoliopsida; Fabales; Fabaceae.
GAACUACCAUGAAAAAGGAAAUAACUUCUUAGAAAAUCAUGACUGUUGAAAGAGUAGAAAUCUGUUGUAUAGCUAGCUACUCACUACAUGAGAAGUAAUCCUAAUAACUGAAAAUUUAAUCCAUGAUGGUGAUGGUGAAGAAGGCAUACAAGGCUUGAAAGUAAAAUGCUUUUUCCAGAAAUCUUGUGUGUUUGCAUUCAAGUUGCAAGGGUAAACUACAAUAUGGUGAGCAGACUAAUAAGAGUGAUGCUGAUGAAGGGCUUAAUGGUAAUAUGAGAUCAGGAUUCACUGAUAGCCCCGACAAAAUUAUUAUUACUCCUAAGACCUCUAAAAGAGGUUCCCAGCCUAAAGGGAUUUUCAAGAGUCCUCCUCGCCCGGCCAACCGCAUAGGGUUUAACUCUGUUCAGAGUUGCUCUAAGAGUGCCAUAGCAUUUUCACAGCAGCAGAUGCACGAUGUAGAAUGUUUGACAAUGAAACUCACAAAGGAAUUGAAGUCAAUGAAGGAAAUUGUGGAUGACAUGUUACGAUCUGAGUUCUGUCUAAAUACAUCACUGAGAUAUAAAGUAAAUGAGGCAAGAAUGGCUGUUAAAAAUGCCACAAGAGCUGAAGAAGCUGCAAAACGAUGCUUGUCUUUCAUGGCAAGGGAUUGCAACC